GAAUAUGUUCGUAUUCGUUAGUUACCAAAGUAACAAAUUUUCAAACGAUAGUAGACGGCGAAUUUCCCGUUUCCUAAAACCCUCCGCAACCCUAAAACCCUAACUUUUUCACUUUAUAGUGAGAACCCUAGAUUAUUCAACGAAGAUCAGUACAACUUCUGGUUGAUUCAGCCAAGGUGUAGAAAUCUCCAGCUCGAAGAUGGCAGCUAAAUCUUCCAUCAUUCCAAUUUUGAGACAGAUUUCAUCGAAAUAUGUCUCUAGAAAUGUCGUGCCCGCCCGGCUUUUCACGGCAUGUUCCGGGCAACUAAACAGUUAUAAUGGAGGUAAAUGGGUUUCUUCGGCCAAUGUUAUACCAAGACUGUUCGAAGCCUCAAAGUUCCAAUCCAGAAAUGCAUCAAUUGACGGGAGAAGUUCCCCUCGUUCGCGCAAGGUUGUGAGCGAAGAAGAAGAAGAAGAUUAUGAUGACGAAGAAUUUGAUGAAGGAGAUUCGGAUGUUGAUGAAAUUUCGACGGGUUCUGAAGAUGAUUUGGAAGAUAUCGAUGCUUCCGAGUCUGCAGAUUCUGACAGUGAAUGAAGAAUCGGGGAUGAAUAAUGCAGGUGGCUUUUUAAUCUUUAUUAUUGUUAUUUAUGAUAGAGUGUCCGUCUGUUGUCAGAAGUUUGUUCUAGGGUUCAUAGGUUUAGGGUUUAGCACCUUGGAGUUAAUAUGAAUGGUUUAGGGUUAGCGUGUCUGAAUUAAUAUAAAUGUUUUAGGGUUUAGAUUGAAUUGAUACGAAUGUUCUAGCUUUUCUACGGAAAGCUUUGUAGAAUCCUAUGCUUUACGUCAAGUAAUCAAUUGUAAAGGCUGGAUUUGAAACUUUAAAGUUCUGUACUAGCGUUUAAUUUUGACAAAGACAAAAUACCUGGAAGAAUAGAGUAUGUUGAGAUAAAAUAUCUGUUCUCUGCCCUGUUCUCAAUGUUACCGUGAUUCUUAUAUUUAACUUAUCGUGUUAGGUUCUGCCUUUAA
Messenger RNA from Cryptomeria japonica (Japanese cedar), 1003 nucleotides. RefSeq lists its product as uncharacterized. The record is from RefSeq and is a predicted model, not a curated record. NCBI's taxonomy places the organism in Eukaryota, Viridiplantae, Streptophyta, Pinopsida, Cupressales, Cupressaceae. The transcript has a single exon. The coding region runs from base 200 to 574 and encodes 124 amino acids.